This is a messenger RNA of Radiomyces spectabilis, 1857 nucleotides long. RefSeq lists its product as uncharacterized. The record is from RefSeq and is a predicted model, not a curated record. NCBI's taxonomy places the organism in Eukaryota, Fungi, Mucoromycota, Mucoromycetes, Mucorales, Radiomycetaceae. The coding region runs from base 88 to 1824 and encodes 578 amino acids. The transcript is spliced from 7 exons.
CGACCUUUGACUUUUCGUUCCUAAUUCUAUCACGACCUUCAUUCGCUUUACUCCUUACUGUCAUCAUCUCGUUCAUUAGAACUUGUCAUGCGUCCAUCUACAGAGCACGACAAAGCUUACAGUCCCUCCUCACCAUUCCAAUCAACGUCCCGCCGUCCGCCUCGCUCGCCCGAUCCCUCUCCUAGAAGCAUCCGCAUUAACAUUGCUUCCGAUCCAUUACGGCACCGAGAACCGUCUUAUUUGCAACGCUUAUGGCAACGAAGUCAAGCACGUCGCUUUCUGUCGUUAUUACGAAUACGUUUCUUGAAGCGUUAUCAGGAAGCAUCGUACCUUGAAGUUUCGAUCCUUGCAUUGGCCAUUGUGGUAUCCAGCGCAUUGCUCUUAAUUCACGUCGGAUUCUUUAGCGGAAAAAAGUACCAAGAUUGGCAUCAGGAUCAUGUUGGCUGGCUUGAGGAAAUCGAUCUCUUGGACAAAGUGUACCCAGACGAAGGCCGCUCGCUUUCUACCGCCAUCGUUGUUAUAGACGAAGAUAAUGACGACGAUAAAGUACAAACGACGAUUGGGUCUACAGUGUCCCGGCUUUGUCAAUAUGAAAUGUUCAAACAUAUCAUGGUUUGGAACAAUAAUCCUAAUAACAACAGAAGUAUAGAGUCUCUUAAUAUUGCAGGUUGUUCGCCUGACAAAAUCAUCCUUUACAACGCUCAGACCAACUGGUUUCAGUAUGCGCGUUAUCUGGCGUGCUCGUUAGCGCAAACGCCAUAUUGUUAUUUUGCAGAUCAUUCACCGGCUCGGCAUCUGCGGAGUGUAUAUGCAAACUUUAUUCGAUCCCCACAUCUCAUCCAUUCCGAAUUACGCAAAGAUCAAUAUGCCCAAGUCCGAUGGUCCCGCUGUUUCUUUAAUCAGGCUCAGCUCCAUACCUGUUAUGCUCCUAUGAGGGGUGCUUUUGCAUCCAAGGAAACCGUUGCUCAAUUCAUGCAAUUGGUGGACCUGAUACCCAUUGAUUCUGCCUAUGCAGAUAUGUAUUUUAUCUCUUACCUAAAUCAGGUGCCUUAUGCUGUGGAAGGUUUCCACGGUACAAUCCCCGCCAUAAAUGACAAAGAUAUAUCCAAAACGGAGGAGCACCAUAUGAGACGAGGUUUAAUUGCGGCCUAUCGCAAUGUGGGUCACGAGAACAGUGCUUUCGCAACCGGUGAAUUCAUACCAUCCGUACGCCAUACCAGGGCACCUUGUCACAAUGAUCGAUGCCUUUUCAUGACCAACAUUGAAGCAUUACCUAAGCCAGAGCUGAUAUCCUAUAAUCCAUACAUGACUGUAACCGCUUCUGAACGGGUGCACACCGAUUACAAUAAUGCGAGCUUUUAUCAGCUUUAUUCCUACAGCAAUGCUGUGGAUCAUGAUGAUACUACAGCGUGGAAAACGACCAAAUUUAUCCGAUCGGGUGACUAUAUUGGUCUCGACUUACUGAUGCCUAUGCGUAUUCCUCUUAAAUAUCGCUUCUUGGUACGGCAUCCCGAUGCAUAUCAAGCUUCGCUCCGAUUUCAGACAUCGUUUGACGGGAAAAGUUGGAUUGAUAUCUCUCCAACGCCGUCACUGACAUGCAAUUCGAUGAAUGACGAUGACUAUGAUUCGAUUCCGCUCUUGGAUUGCCGGUUUAUGGUCUCGGAUACAGGUUAUCGAUUCAUUCGACUUGAAAGUCGGCGCGAUUUGGAUUUCGCUAUGGAACUCUAUGACUUUUCUAUUUCAGUUAAAGUGAAGCGUGACGGGAAUGGUCACUUGCUGGAUAAUGAUGGGGAAAUAGCAUUUGUAGACGAUCUUGUAAACUAAACAACAAUUUGGGAAAACUCCAAAGAAUUCUGU